Molecule: messenger RNA, 555 nt
Organism: Austrofundulus limnaeus
Lineage: Eukaryota; Metazoa; Chordata; Actinopteri; Cyprinodontiformes; Rivulidae
Gene: cox6a1
Product: cytochrome c oxidase subunit 6A1
Exons: 3
Coding region: 28-366 (112 amino acids)
Biological process (GO): mitochondrial electron transport, cytochrome c to oxygen
Cellular component (GO): mitochondrial inner membrane; respiratory chain complex IV
Molecular function (GO): enzyme regulator activity
Source: RefSeq, a predicted model, not a curated record
AAGAAGAAAGUUCCACCAGAAAGCAAAAUGGCGGCGUUCGGACGAUUGUCUCAAAUGUUGUGGAAGUCUUCUUUGACUCAAACCCGGCGUCAGUUUUCUGCUACUGCCGGUGGGCAUGACGCGGAUUCAGUUGGAACAUGGAGGAAGCUGACCUGGUUUGUGGCCCUGCCUAUGGUUGGAGUGUGCAUGUUGAACACAUACUUGAAAGCGAAGGAACAUGCCAACGACCAACCCCCAGAGUUUGUUCCAUACUCCCACCUCCGCAUUCGUACCAAGCGUUUCCCCUGGGGAGAUGGCAACCAUAGCUUUUUCCACAACCCACAUAUGAAUCCCCUUCCUACUGGAUAUGAGGGGCACGAUGACUAAACCUUCCAGACCUCUUUAAUAGUUCAAUAACUCUCUCAGCGUUUCUUACUGGACCGCACUUGGUACUGGCCUGUUUCAUUGUGUUUACCUGUGUGCUGUUGACACGGGCCACCUGAACCAACACUUCCAACGUUCUGGACCAUUUAAACAAAAUGUCCACUUAAACAGAAAUAAAGUAACUAAAACUUC